UUGCGCGUUCGUUCUGAAGGAGCUGGUGCUGCCCACACCACACUGCCGGACCUUGGUCUUUAAUCUGAACAGCAGUUCGUGUUGCGUUGUUCGUGUUUGUGUUUGUGGAACGGGAUGGGAGCGAGCACAUCCGAACCGCUGGACGCCAAGAGCGCCGAGGACGCGCCGGUGGAGGAGCGAGCAGAGGACCUGAGUGAAACCCGGGAGGACCAGAGCGAAGACGGAAAGCUGCAGAAGAACGGUCAGAUCUCCAUCUCCAGCCUGAACGGAAAGUCUGAUGAACAGGCAAAUUUAAGUGGACAGAACGAGGACGAUACUUUGGCCGAGGUGGGCCAGACAGAUGCCAUGCCCCAAAUCGAGGAAGUCCCCGAGAUGACCGAGGUACUACAAGAUGAAGUCUGCCCCAAGGUCAACGGAGAGCAGGAGGAAAACGAAUCAGCAGAUAAAACCUCGGCAACCUCGGAAGAAAAAGUCGCCGAGGAGAAACCAGACGAGUCCAACGAGGUGGGUUUCAAGAAGAUAUUUCGCUUUGUCGGCUUCAAGUUUACGCUCAAGAAAGACAAGAACGAGAAGACGGAGCCCGUGCAGCUGCUGACGGUGAAGGAAAUGGAGGACGGAGUUUUAGAGACGGCUGCAGAGAAAACCAAGGAAGAAGAUGUAACAGGAAAAGAUGCGCCCAGCGAUGAAAGCAAAACAGAUGCUGCAGAGGCUGAGAAUGGAGACACGACUGAAAAGGCUCCUGAGACAGAAGCACCUUCUGCAGACCUUCCUGAGACCGAUGCCGUAGCUGAGACUGUAACGGACGGCGCUGAUGGACAUGAGGAGAACCCUGCUCAAGGAGAGCAGCCAGUGGAAGAAGCGAUAACACCAACCGAGAAAGAGAAGGAAGGAGAAGCUGUACCACAAGCCGAAUCAGACACCACCACAUCAGCUCAAGAAAUCCAGUCACCUCUUAAAAGAUUCUUCACUCAGGGAAUCUUUUCCAACCUGCGGAAAAAGACAAGCUUCAAAAAGUCUAAAGAGGAGGAACAGGUGAAGGAGAAGCCUGCUGAAGAGGAUAUUAAAGAAACUGAGGAGAAAGUAGAAGAGGCAGCAACAGACGGAGAACAAGUUGAGGAAGUUGUAGAAAAGGAGACAGCAAGUGAGCAAACAAAGACACCAGAAGAACCAGAAAAAGCCGAAGCCACCUCAGAGGAAGCUUCACCAGUUGCACAGGAGCAGGAGGAGAAACAACUUAACUUGGAGGCUAAGGAAGAAAAUGAAAUUGCACCAGAACAAAAACCGGAACCUACAACUUGUGAGGCUCCAAAGGCACCUGCUGCAGAUACGGAUGAUGACACCAAACCCACCAAAGCUGAAGAAAAGCCAGCCGACUCUGCCGAGGAACAGCCCGAGAAAUCCCCUGCAGAUACCACUGAAGCUGAAGUUCUGUCAUCACAAGACAAAGCCAAGGCUCAAGGAAGUCCACUGAAGAAGUUGUUUACGGGUGCAGGCUUGAAGAAGUUGUCCUCCAAAAAACAAAAGGGCAAAAAAGAAACUAACCCAAAGCUGACAGAAUCUGGUGAGCAGGCAGGUGAACAGAUCCAGUCACCCACAGAGCCAUCCACAGAGGUUCAGAAACCCAGCAGUGAAGCCUCCUCUCCAGAAGAUUCCGGCGAGCACAUUGUAGCAGAGGAAGCUCAGACUGAGGUCAGCGUAGAGGCUGAAGGCGAGGCAGCUACCUCUGACAGUGAGAAGAAGAAAGAUGGCAUCCUUCCUUGGGCCUCUUUUAAGAAAUUAGUCACUCCAAAGAAACGGGUCAAAAGGCCAUCUGAGAGUGAAGAUGACACCCCUGGAGACAAGCCUAAAUCUGCCACCCUGUCCUCAAACGAGAGUGCUGGGUUUGAAGAGAAAACCGAGGAGAUGAAGUCAAAUGACAAAGUUACAGAUGAAGCUAAGGAGGAGCCACAGGCUGAGUGCAAACCUGAGACAAAAGCUGAGAAGCUUGAGCAAAGCACAGAGGAGCCAAAGAGAAAGAUGGACACUUCUGUAUCCUGGGAAGCUCUCAUUUGUGUGGGUUCAGCCAAAAAACGUGCCCGAAAGACAUCUGAUUCAGAUGAAGAAGAAGCUAAGAUAGAGGAAGAAGCGAAGCAGUCUGAAGAAGACCAAGCUAAGACGACAGAGUCUCCUCUUGUAAGCUCGCAGGAAGCUGACCAUGAGAAUUUGGCCUCCUCUCCAGAGCCAGAGGGGGAGCUCGUCUCCACCUGGGAGUCCUUCAAACGCCUGGUAACUCAGCGUAAAAAACCCAAAGCAGAAGACAAGUCCGACGAGAGCUCAGCCCCAGAGCAGGCAACAUCCGACAGCGAGAUACCGAAAGAGGAGUCAUCCUUCUCACUCAGAAAACUCAUCCCCAGAAGAAAGAAAAAGUCUGACGGCAAACAAGGACAGGCGUCUUCUGAUGUCGGGUCUGCAGAGGAAGAUUCUGACACUCCUGCCGUGGUGCCGCUUUCAGAGUACGACAGCGAACAAGCAGAAAAGGUUUCGGCCGAAGCAGCCGAGACAGAGAAGCCGAAGCCUGAAAUCACAGCUGUAACUCCUGGAAAGGUCUCAGCAGAAGACAGAUCUCCAUCCUGGAUCCCAGCAACUGUAGAAGGUAUUGAAGAUGAAGCAGAAGCAAAGCUACUGAGCGAUAUACCCGAAGAGGGAGACGCUGCUACACCUAAAUCAGCUGAUAAUACCAUUGCAGAUGAAAUUGUAGACUUUACGUCGGAGGCUGUGACCGCCCAUGAGCCGAUCGAGGAGACUGAAAUGGUCUCUGCUCUGUCACGCAUCACAGGAUCACCAGUUACAUCUGGCGACACGUCUCCAGUUCCAGGUGAUGGUGUGCUGACCAACACUGAAGUCAUUUUGCAGGAAGCUGUCGAAACUAUAACCGUUACAUCAACCGCUAUGGCUGUCACAGUAACCGAGGAACAGACCAGCUGUAUCGCUGCCUCGAAUAUCCCAUUUCAGGUCGAGUCAGCCACCAAGGAAAAGGAAGUAGAGCUAAUAGUUCAUGAGAAAGCCGAAGUGACAACUGUUUGUACUAGCCUCGACACCAACAACAUCGAAGACGUAAGCAAAGACAGCCCUCUGACGGCUUCAUUGGAGGCUGUGACUGCGGUAAGUGAAGCCCUGUCUGUCGAAGGCCAAAGUUCAAAACCCGAGGAAGCUGAAGUGACAGAAGACAACGUUUGUGAGGCACAAGUACAUGAAGUUCAAGCCAUUUGCAAAGAACAAGCUGAAGCUCCAGUAGUAAGUGUUGAAAAGGAGACAGAAAAAAUCGAGGCUGUGAUGGAGUCAGUGGCUCAGACCGUGACAGAGGUUCAAGAAGUGGCUGUUGUUACUGCUGUUCAACAGGAGGCAGAGACCGUCGAAGAUUUGGUAGAGGCAAAGAACACUCCUAAAGUGGCGGCGGAGAGUCCUGUCAAACCAACUGUAGAAGUGACAGUUUGUGAACAGACCGUGGAGGUCACAGAAGUAGCUGUGGUUGAAAGCGAGGAGGUGCAAAAGCUGGAAAAUGUCGAAGAAUCGAUUGCUGUCGUUGCGGAAGCACCUGUAGUAGAAGAAGUCACGACUACAUAUACAGACGACUCCAUAGUCGUGACCACUGUGUCUCAGGAAGCUCCAGUUCCUGUGGCCUCUGCAGUGCCUGAAGAGGUCUGUGUUAGCCCGUCUGAAACAGAAGAGGUCGAUAAGGCCGCUGCUUCAGUUGAGGAUUACAUCAAAUGCGCAUCAUCCAGUGUUACUGCUGUUGAGGGAAUAAGCGAGGAAGUCCAGAAAGACGUAGAACUAUCUCAAGCGGUGCAUGUUACGGAAACGGAAGCCUUUCAGGUACAGAGCACAGUCAUCGUCCAGGAAGUCAUUCAAAAUGUCGUUGAGAAUCUUGAAAUGCUUGAGAGUAGCGCCACAGUACUGGAGGAGGCACCGACGUCUGAUGAGAUAGUUGAUGGAGAAGAACGUUCAGCAGCCCAAGAAGAAAAAGCAGCAGCCGAUGUACCAGCUGAAGUGGAAGAGCCUUCUACAGAUGUUCAAGACCAUGAAAAACCAGAACCAGUCACAGAAGAGACUGAAAACAGAGCUGAACAAGAACAAACUCAGAUCAUUACUGAAAAAUCUCCAGAAUCGGUCAGUGAAGCCGUUCAGAUUUCUGAAACAGUCAUGGUCAGCACCGCAGAUGAGAUUAAAGCAGAGCAGGACGAGGUGGCUUCAGUCUCUGUGGAAGCAAUACAAGAAAGUACAGCCGUAGAGAAGCAAGAACUUGAAUUACAAACAUGUGAAGUGAAGGAAGAGAAAGAGAACACAGAGAGUGGAGAUGGAACAAGUAAAGUCGAGGAAGAUCUUACCAAAGCGACCACAGAGACUCCCGCUUCAGACCCUCCAGCGCAGGCGGAGAGCGACCUGACGGCCACUGUAAGUACGAUGCAAACCCAGAUGUUAGAGGUUGUGAGCCAGCAGGUGCAAGGCAUACAGAUUGAGACGAUGACAGACAUCAGUGUCGGGAUCAUACAUGUGGUGGAUGCUGAUAAAGAGGAAAAGAAAGACGACGUGAAAGAGGACGCUUCCCAGAGCCAGGAGGAAGAUACGGCCGAGAGGGUUUUGGAAGAGGCACAGAAGGAUGUUUCAGCAAAAGACAUAAAAGGUGAUGAGGGGUCCGGGAACGACGUCUGCCAGGAGGCGAAGUCUCAAGCUAGUGAGGUGAACGCGGCCGUCGAGGCCACGACGAAUGCUGUCGAAGACGAGGAAGUGGGGAGCCCCGCAACAACAGAGGUUGCAUCCAUGUCCUGAGCCUGGAUCCACGUGUUUGGUAGCUGGUAUGGAACUUGCUGUGUCUAAAACACACAGUACAUCUUACAGUGGAGGAUACAAAGUGGAGCUGGAGAGAGCGGGAGACUAAAAGUGUCUCUGAGUUUUAUAUCCAAUCAUUCACCCGUUCAUCUGUCCAAGACUUUAUUCAUACCUCCAUCAUGUCUCAGUUUUACAUGCCUGAACUGUACCAGAUGGGUUCGGAUGUACUCAUCAACUCAUCUAACAUUAACUGUCUGAGAUGAAUCUGUUUGAGUUGCUGUAUGGAGGGCCACUGUUGGACGAAGAGAAACGUGUGUGUGUGUGUGUGUGUGUGUAUGUAUGUGUGUGGUCUAAAAGCAGGAGGAUGCUAUUUUAUAUAUUAUAUUUAUAUAUAUGAACUAUUCUGUCAUCCCGAACUUGUCCUUUUAUCUUAUUCUUAUGUGUCUUCACUAAUUCAGCAUUUUAACGUCAGCCAGACAUGUAAGCCUUGAGAGCCAGCAUACUCAUUUUAUAUCAUACUCAUCAUUGUUUUAUAGUGCUACACUUUUUAAGAAGCACAGUACUACGGUAUAACACUGCUUUCACCUUCGAUAUGUGACUGUAGGAUAGCGAGUCUGACCUGUGGGUUUUAAUGAUAUUAGACAGCACUGUUCAGUUCUGUUCUGGCAUUUUUACCAGUAUAUUCAUCAGUAUUGCAUUUAUAAACUCGUGUCAAGGAUGGAACCUGAUAUGGCACCUCCACCCAGAGAAGUUGGAUUGAUAAUGAGCUAUGUAGAGGUUAGAAGUUAAACGUGUAUACAGGGAUGUUUAAUUUCAUAGAUAUACCUGGUUUUGCUUGGUUAAAAAAAGUUAUUUUCCUAAAGGGGGGCUAGUUGACGAGCAACAAGAAGACUUAAUGCUACGCCAUGCAAUUUGACAUCAAUAGAAAAACAUGAUAUUGACUUUAAAAUGGCAAAAAAGUCAUAGUUUGUGAUAUUGGAUAUUGGAAAGGGUCUCUUAAGGGUAUCCUCCACCUCCACAUAGCCUAGUCAAUGUUAGCACCAAGUUUCAGAUCUAAAUUAAAAUCUGACCUUAUGUGUAGAGCUUAUCAGCUACAACGUGCAGCAGAGCAUUUUACAAUAUAAGAUACACACAUUUAAGCUGCGGUAUGAAUUAUGUGAACAGUCUUGUGUUUAGCAGCUUUAAAAAACAACGUGAUAGAUGCCUUGUUGUCUAUUAUCUUAUUUUAAACUGAUUUGAACGUGCCACUGGUCUUACUGUGUAGUUUAAUGUAUAAAACUAAGAUGCUUGUAACUCACACAGUGCACUAGCGCCACCUGCUGGUUGAUGUUUUUAGAUUUUGUUGACUUUUGUUAACUCGAUGAUGUUUUGUAUUUCUUAUCUCUGUAUCAUAGACCAACACUAUUAUUCACUUACAAGAUGUUAGUUCUGUCUUUUCUUUUUUAAUAACGUCUUCUUUUAAUAACAUAGCCCAAUAAACCAUUUUAAAAUCCUAAAUGCAUUUCUUCUAACUAAAGCAGAACUUAAAUGGCAACUGCGGGUUCCAGUCAGCAUAUUCAUGCAAAACAUCCAGUCACUCAUUCAUGUCAUUUUCAUUGGUUCAUUGUUGUUCUUGUGCUGUUAUUUAAAAUGCAAUAUAAUAUUCAUGCAGCAAACGAUAGUAAAGAGCUCUGCACAACACACACAGUUAUUAUAGAAAAUAACAAUAACAGUAAAACCGUUCCACUGCUGUUAUGGCUUCUGUGAACUUCCAAAUUGCAUUUUUUGUUCUGCUUUUUAUAAACUAUAACUGUGAAGCUCCUUUGUACAAAUGUAAACCAAUGUAUCUAAAUAACCAUUAAGAGUAUUAGACAAUGUUAUGUAGCAUGAUCUCUUUUUUUAAUCAAUCAAGCUGUUAAUAAUAUGGUUACAUGUCUAUAUUUCAUUCAAAUAAAGCUAGUGUUGA
This is a messenger RNA of Trichomycterus rosablanca, 6751 nucleotides long. RefSeq names its product A kinase (PRKA) anchor protein 12b (gene akap12b). NCBI's taxonomy places the organism in Eukaryota, Metazoa, Chordata, Actinopteri, Siluriformes, Trichomycteridae. Gene Ontology annotation, molecular function: protein kinase A binding; calmodulin binding. The coding region runs from base 115 to 4806 and encodes 1563 amino acids. Gene Ontology annotation, cellular component: cytoplasm. Gene Ontology annotation, biological process: signal transduction; regulation of protein kinase C signaling. The record is from RefSeq and is a predicted model, not a curated record. The transcript is spliced from 4 exons.